Molecule: messenger RNA, 4144 nt
Organism: Tachysurus fulvidraco (yellow catfish)
Lineage: Eukaryota; Metazoa; Chordata; Actinopteri; Siluriformes; Bagridae
Exons: 5
Coding region: 2699-3421 (240 amino acids)
Source: RefSeq, a predicted model, not a curated record
AAUGUGUUCAACUUUUAGGAAUGCAGAUUUUAGGUCAAGACACCUCUUUGAAUAAAAGAUUACAUAGGUUUAUGCCAGAUGGAAUAAAAUGUUUAUGUAGUGACAUAGCCUAUGAACACUGCAUUUGAGUGCUAGCAAAUGAUAAAUGUCAUGAAUAAAUGUCCCUAAAAAUCACAGAAACACUUACACAUUUCCAAUAAUUAUGAAAGAAAAACACACACAUAUACCCACACACACACACACUCACGUGCACACACACGCGCGCACACACACACACACACACACAGAAUUUUACAACAUUUGUCUGUACCAUGCUCGUUACUAUCAUUGAUUUACCAGCAAAACCUAUGAAACGUUUCACACCACAUCCAGUUUGAUGAGAUCAGAACAGUCAGAUCACUCAAGCUUUCUGUUCAUUGGAUUCACUGUGGCGUUCCAAAAAAAAACCUGAAAUCAAUAUGUAACCCAACACACACAUAAAUGCAUGUUUUUAGAAAGUUAUUAAAUGUGUCUCUACUUACAAUAAUGUAUUUUCUCUUGUUUAUCAGUGUCUUUCUGAAGUCCAUGUUGGUCGGUGAAGUGUCUUUGUUGCUGGUGCAAACUGCAGGAGAUCAGUGUGUGAGAGAAGAUAACAAACAAUAAAUGUGUGAGAAGUGAGCAGGUCAGGAACUCUGGAUCCCUGUGUGUAUCAGUGUGUGUGUGUGUGUGUGUGUGUGUGUGUGUGUGUAUCAGUGUGUGUGCAUGCAUUUGUACAAUACACGGUGACUUAAUCUGUUCUGAAAACAUUUUCUCUAAUAUAGAUAUUGCAGAUAUUGUGUAGCCUAUAAAUCACAUUUUGUUGCGUGUGAGAAAAUGCUGUGAAUUAUAUUUGUGUUAUGUCUAUAUAACUUUAGCAGCCAGCUCCUCACCAGCAUCCCGAGGUCCAAAGGUUGUCCUGUUAUUGCAUUAGUAUGAUAAGGAUUGUAUUUUUCCACACCAGAUGCCCUUUGCUUUGUGACAUGAUGCAUUAUCAUGCUGUUUUAGCUAUUGCUGAAGUAGCUAUUAUAGAAAAUGUAAAUUGUGGAUUAAAAGUGAUUGAGAUGGUCAGGGACAAAAUUCCCAACCCAGUCUCACGGCAGUUCGUGACAGAGGUCACGAAAUGUAAUCUGUUUGAUUCGUGUUCAUGGAGACGAAUUUUCCUUUUUUUCGUGUCACUCAGCACGGACUUUCGAUCUAAUGUAUUUCAAUAGGAAGCAUCUUUCGUGUCUGCACCACGUUUUUUUCUGCCACUCGGAAGCACUGUUUUUGCUCAUUUGUUAUUCAUUUUUAAACUUUAAGCACUACAUUACUCAACAUUCAACCAGGAGAUUUUAUCCUUGUUUUUAUUGCUUUGUGCUAUGGUCUACUUUUACUGUGUUGAAGACGUCCAUGACCAUCCGUUUUAUUUGAUUCUCCUUCUAUUGUGAGGAAGGGGGAUUAGUUGUGGUUAUUGAUUGAAUUAAAAUAAAAAUAAAAAAUCAAUUAAAUUAAUUAGUGGACGCCCGCAUUACCCGUGAGCCUCAGCGGAGACGGCUGCUAUGGAGACGGAGAUAGCCCGCUUUGCGAUUGGUUGAUUUCUGCAGGCCGCGAAUUCUCCUUCAUUGCGCUCAAAACCACUUCCCAGGUAAGCCACGAGACUUGAAUGUGAUGAUCAAAUUUGUUUAAAUGUUAUAAUUGAUGCUUUUCUUUGCGAUUAGACUCACAUGGUUUACAUGUUAGCGCAACGAAUUAAAGGCCGAACCAACUGUUUCCAUAUUAACAGUAAAAAAAGAAGAAGAAGGAAAAAAAAACGACGCGCCUUUUGUGCAGUCAUACAGAAAAUGGGAAAAACGUGAAUUUUAUUGAUUUAUUAAGUAUUUUCGGGACAAUUUGUCACAUUUUAAACAUUUUUUCAACAUAUCUAGCCUUCACUGCAUAAUGAACUUUUUCUGUUCUCCCUGCAGAUCCCGUCAAACUUCACCUUCACCCUAUUUAAUCACCUCAUUUCCAAAAACCAAAGGCACUUUUAAGAGCCAACCUCUAUCUAUCUAUCUAUCUAUCUAUCUAUCUAUCUAUCUAUCUAUCUAUCUAUCUAUCUAUCUAUCUAUCUAUCUAUCUAUCUAUCGCUCUCUCUAUCUCUCUCUCUAUCUCUCUGUCCAUCUAUAUUUCUAUCCAUCUCUUCAAUAUCUAUCUGUUCUCUCUCAAUUUCUCUAUUUCUCUAUCUUUCUGUCUUUGUCUACUUAUCUGUUAUUUUUCUUUGUCUAUCAGUCUGUCUGUCUGUCUGUCUGUCUGUAUCUGUCUGUGUUGCAAUGGCCACCAGAUAUGUAUUUGACCCACAAAACCCCCAUUACCAAGAGGGGAAACGCAUGGUUCUUGAAAUGGAAAUUGAUCGCCUUAUAGCUGAAUGCAAGGUCAGAGUUUGUAUAUACCUCAAUCAUGUUAUACUUGAACAUACAGAUGGGGGACAAAUUAAAGUAAAAACAUAAUGAAUGUGGAAGGAUGAGUGUAUUAGAUUUCAGACAGGUAUAUUGCAUGAUGAGUUAAGCAAUUAACAUCCUAUCAUGUUCUCUGGCAUAUGUAAAUGAGGGAAUAUAUUUUGGAAGAAUGGAGCUCCAUACAGCAGCCAAAGAUCAUCAUGCUGAGAACAUCAAUGGAUUACAACAGUUGGUGACAUCACCUGCCACCAUAGACAUCCAAUGUUAUGCCACAUAUAUAUGUCUGGUUUAUUUUAUAUUCCAGUUUCCCUGCAGGAAAUGCACAUACCAAGUUCAAUGAAGUUGGAUUAAAAUUAGUUUUAUGUAUGAAUUCAAACACUGAAACAGUUCUGUGUUUUAACAGUGAAUUUGUUUUCACUAUUAAUUCUACAGAGACACCAGAUACAUCUCAUGCUAGUCAAGGCACCACACCCAGAGGACUUCAGCAGUCAAUUGAGGGUCUUUACCUUAGUGUGAGGCAGUGGAAGCAAACCCUCUACCGUCAGAAUGACAGCAGCAAGUUUCGCCACCGCCUUCGAAGGAAGCUGGCAGAAGACAAAAAACACCUCCUUCAGGAGAUCCAGCAAUACAAUGCCAACAUUUCAAUCAAGAAACAAUUGCAUGACCAAGUGAUGUUGGCGAUGCGACUGCAAGAGGAAAAAAGCAUUUUGGUAUUGGAGAUGGCACAACACUGCACAUGGUUGCAGAGCCUGGCAGUGGUUCUCAAGAACAAGAUGGCUGAGGAGGAUGUAGACAAGGGAAAUGAGGGACUUUGCUGUCUCUUAAGAAGACGACUGUCAGAGGUGUCGGAACAGUUGCAAGUUGUCCUUCAACAGUACAAGAUUGCUUUAGGUCCUGAGGCCUCUGUCCUUCUACAUGUUGAAGCAGAAGAUCCAAGUGGCCUCAGUAGUCCAGACACCAGUGAGGAUGAAGAGGAAAACACAGUUUAGAUGGAAGGACUGUGUUGAAGGAAAUGGACUCGCCUUAUAUCUGUAUAUUAUUAGUAUGCUGAUUGAUUAAUCACAUCAAAAUAUGUGUGCAUCCUAUAUUGUUGAAAAUUCAACCUUUUGUUGACAAUUUAUGUCACUGUCUUUUUUUUUUUUUUUUUACAAGCACAUUGUACAUUGGUACAGCAGAUUUAGAUAAUACAUUCAUUACAUGGGUAACCAAAUGUUUAUUUUUGUAAAAUGUUGCAACAAUAUUUUGUGAAAAAUUACAGCUAUUAACAUAUAGGGUAAUAAUUAUACAUGAAAAAAUUACAGUGAGCAAAUGAGCAUGUAAAAAAAAAAAAGCAUGCCCCUGCCCCGUGCAAUGUUCUCAUCUUUUCCCCCCACCUGUUUGUGUCCCUGAUAUGUGUUAAGGACCCUCUUGAAAACCAGAUGGUUCAUCUGAAGGGGUUUCAUCCUUGUAAUAAACUUGUAGUGACCAAAAUGAAUUGCCUUUUUAAAUUACAAUUCUGCUGACCAUCCAGUGCAUUACUACAGGUGUGGGGGAAAGCUUGAAGGACUUGGGUUGAGACUGAAAACAUAGAUCUCGCAUGUCAUCAUGAAAAUAAUGUUAAAAAUUAUGCCAUGUCAAACAAUUUAGUAAUUUUUGUCAAAGGGGUUCUGUAAAGCUAUGCCUGUGCAAAGUCUUUUCAUGAAAUUGUGAUAAUUAAAAGUUUUCCUAAAGGA